This is a messenger RNA of Physeter macrocephalus (sperm whale), 2887 nucleotides long. RefSeq names its product zinc finger protein 583 (gene ZNF583). The coding region runs from base 291 to 2000 and encodes 569 amino acids. Gene Ontology annotation, molecular function: RNA polymerase II cis-regulatory region sequence-specific DNA binding; DNA-binding transcription factor activity, RNA polymerase II-specific. The transcript has 5 exons. Gene Ontology annotation, cellular component: nucleus. The record is from RefSeq and is a predicted model, not a curated record. Gene Ontology annotation, biological process: regulation of transcription by RNA polymerase II. NCBI's taxonomy places the organism in Eukaryota, Metazoa, Chordata, Mammalia, Artiodactyla, Physeteridae.
GCGCGCCUGGCCCCGGACUCCAUUUCCCAGCAGCCACUGCGGCUGGCGCCGACAGCCGGCCAGAGCGCUUUGGCCCCUUUGUGAAUCCGCCCGUCGGGCCCGAGAUCGAGUCCACGCCCCGGCCACAGAGCGCUUGGCUCCCUGCCUCCGCGAACGGGGCGGAACGAAGUGCCGACUCUCGGGGAGAAGGCGGUGAGGAGCCCGGGCUCUGUUUUCUCUGGACACUGCCCUUCUCCCAAAGAGAAGCCGGAAGGAGGAGGGCAGAAGGGCUGUCCUAAAUUCUUAAAGCCAUGUCCGAGGAUUUGGUGACAUUUGGGGAUGUGGCUGUAGAUUUCUCUCAAGAGGAGUGGGAAUGGCUGAACCCUGCUCAGAGGAAUUUGUACAGGAAAGUGAUGUUGCAGAACUAUAGAAGCCUGGUAUCACUGGGAGUUUCAGUUUCUAAGCCAGAUGUGAUCUCAUUAUUGGAGCAAGGAAAAGAGCCCUGGAUGGUGAAGAAGGAGGGGACAAGAGGAGCAUGCCCUGAUUGGGAGUAUGCAUUUAAAAACAAUGAAUUUUCAUCAAAGCAAGUUAUUUAUGAGGAAUCAUCUAAAGUAAGGACAAUGGGAAGAAGCCAUCUUAGUUAUAACCUUGACUGCUCCAGUUUGAGAGAAGACUCUAAAAAUGAGGACUGGCUUAAGAACCACUUGGGAAGUCAGGAGAUACAUUCUAGUCAAUUGAUCAUUACUCAUAAAGAAAUCCUGACUAAAGAUCAAAGUAAUGAAUAUACUAAAUCUUGGCAAACUUUCCAUCAGGAUGCAAUCUUUGAUAUAAAGCAGAGUUUUCCCACCAAAGAAAGAAUACAUAAGCAUGAGCCACGAAAGAGAAGCUACCGGAAAAAAUCUGUUGAAAUGAAACGUAAGAAAGUCUAUGUAGAAAAGAAACUUUUGAAAUGUAAUGAAUGUGAGAAGGUUUUCAACCAGAGCUCAUCUCUUACUCUUCAUCAGAGAAUUCACACUGGAGAGAAACCCUAUGCAUGUGUUGAAUGUGGGAAAACCUUCAGCCAGAGUGCAAACCUAGCUCAACAUAAGAGAAUACAUACUGGAGAGAAACCCUAUGAAUGUAAAGAAUGUAGGAAAGCCUUCAGCCAGAAUGCCCAUCUUGCUCAACAUCAGAGAGUUCAUACUGGAGAGAAACCAUAUCAGUGUAAAGAAUGUAAAAAAGCCUUCAGCCAGAUUGCACACCUGACUCAACAUCAGAGGGUUCAUACUGGGGAAAGACCUUUUGAAUGUAUUGAAUGUGGAAAGGCCUUUAGUAAUGGCUCAUUUCUUGCUCAGCAUCAGAGAAUUCACACAGGAGAGAAGCCUUAUGUAUGUAACGUGUGUGGGAAAGCCUUCAGCCAUCGGGGAUACCUAAUUGUACAUCAGAGAAUUCAUACCGGAGAGAGACCCUAUGAAUGUAAGGAAUGUAGGAAAACCUUCAGCCAGUAUGCACACCUGGCUCAACAUCAGAGAGUUCAUACUGGAGAGAAACCUUAUGAGUGUAAAGUAUGUAGGAAAGCCUUCAGCCAGAUUGCAUACCUUGAUCAACAUCAGAGGGUUCAUACUGGAGAGAAGCCCUAUGAGUGUAUCGAAUGUGGGAAGGCCUUUAGCAAUAGCUCAUCACUUGCACAACAUCAGAGAAGUCAUACUGGAGAGAAACCUUACAUGUGUAAGGAAUGCAGGAAAACAUUUAGCCAGAAUGCAGGCCUUGCUCAACAUCAGCGAAUUCACACUGGAGAGAAACCUUACGAAUGUAACAUUUGUGGGAAAGCCUUUAGCUAUAGUGGAUCUCUUACUCUACAUCAAAGAAUUCAUACUGGGGAAAGACCCUAUGAAUGUAAGGAUUGCAGGAAAUCUUUCAGGCAGCGAGCACACCUUGCUCAUCAUGAGAGAAUUCAUACGAUGGAGUCAUUCUUGACUCUUUCCUCUCCCUCACCCUCCGUGUCCAGUCAGUUGCCAAGACCUGUAGGUUCUAUCUCCUAAAUAUGCCUUGAAUCUGACUCUAAUUAAUUUCCAUUCUGUCAUCUUUGUCCAGUACACAAUAAUCUAUUUGACAUGGACUAUGGAAAUAACUUUCUAAUUAAUCUCCCUGUGUUUACCAUUUCCUGCUAGUAGUGCAUAUUGCAGUCAAACUUGUGUUUAAAAAGUUUAAUUGUAUCACUUCUCCUUCAUUAAAACCCUUCAUUGGCAUCCCAUAGGUCUUAGGUCAAGACACACAUUCCUCAAAAUAGCCUAAAAGACCCCAAACCCCCAAUACCUUGUUCCAGUCUACAUUUCAGAGUCCCAUCUCAUGUCAAUAUCCAUCUCAUUCUUUGGCUACUUAUCAACGUUAAGAAUUUAUAAUGCAGCAUCAGAUCUGGGUUCCAAUUCUUACUCUUCCAUUUUUUGGCCCUCUAGUUUUGGAGAAAACUUUUGUCCCCUGUAAGCUUCAGUCUUUUUAUUUAUAUUAUGGAAAUAAUAAUGGUACUACCUCAAGUUAAUGGAAGGAUUAAAUGAGAUAAUGCAUGUGAACUGCUCAGCAGAGUGCCUAGCAUAAUCACUCAGUAAACACUAAUGUAAAAUAAAAACGUACUAUGAUAAAAAUCAUCUCAGCAAUGAUUAUCUGCGAAAUAACAAAGCAACCCAAAGUACUGUAAAGGUUUUUGAUUAGGAACAGCAGUCAUUGUUCUAAAGGUGGGUGAUAGGGGUAUCCAGCACAGGAUAGUUAAUAUUGGAGUCCAUGAUGACAGAGUAAGAUGGGGGCUUCUGUUUCAACAUGAAUAUACAGAAAGAUGAUUGUGUUGAUAAAAAAAACUAACUUCAUUAUAUAGUCAACAGUUUUAAGAAGCCAGGUGUUAAAAAUCACUUGUAAUAAAAUUUACUGAGAUGUA